GGCGGCGCGCGCGCGCGGGCCGGUGGGCGCCGUGGCCACGCGGCUGGCGCAGGCGCUCGGCUCGCCGGCGCCGCGCGCGCAGGACUGGCUCACGCUCACGCCGCGCGACAAGAUGCCCGCGCCGCCGCACGUCGCCUUCCCCAAGCCGCCUAAGGCGCCCGACGGCAGCCUGAUGUACGAGCGCGUGGUGUCGCGCGCGGAGCUGGAGGCGGCGCGCGCCGCCGCCGCGCCCGCGCCCGCCGCGCCGCUCGCGCUCAAGCGGCGCGCCUUCGACGACAUCAACGGACUUGACACAACAGGAGGCGCAGCAGUGCCGCCGGCCAAGCGGCCCAACAAGCACCCGGCGCCGAUGCAGCGGCCCUCGCGCGAGCAGUACGCCGCCAUGUGUGCGCGCGCGCAGGCCACCGGCCAGCCGCUGCCCGCGCACGUGUUCGCGCACGUGAACGGCAAGCCCACGAGCCUGUCGGGGCGCGGCGGGCGGCGCCACGUCAUCUCGUGGAUGGACGCGCCCGACGACCUGUACUACCGCGCCACCGACACCCACAAGGCCCUGCGCCGCGCGCUGAGCUGCGGCGAGCUGCGGCGCGGCGCGCGCGCGCCGUGGCGGGCGAUGCGCGCGCCCGGCGGGGCGGCGGGCGCGCUGGGGGCGCUGGGGGCACGUGCGUUCCUGCACUGGGAACAUAUAUCGGGCUGA
Molecule: messenger RNA, 694 nt
Organism: Zerene cesonia (dogface butterfly)
Lineage: Eukaryota; Metazoa; Arthropoda; Insecta; Lepidoptera; Pieridae
Product: metastasis-associated protein MTA1-like
Exons: 7
Coding region: 113-694 (193 amino acids)
Source: RefSeq, a predicted model, not a curated record